Messenger RNA from Anoplophora glabripennis (Asian longhorned beetle), 1462 nucleotides. RefSeq names its product pre-mRNA-splicing factor RBM22. Gene Ontology annotation, molecular function: U6 snRNA binding; metal ion binding; pre-mRNA binding. The record is from RefSeq and is a predicted model, not a curated record. The transcript has 5 exons. The coding region runs from base 125 to 1387 and encodes 420 amino acids. Gene Ontology annotation, cellular component: U2-type catalytic step 1 spliceosome; U2-type catalytic step 2 spliceosome; Prp19 complex. Lineage: Eukaryota; Metazoa; Arthropoda; Insecta; Coleoptera; Cerambycidae.
UCGGUUGUCAGUUUGUUGUCAAUUUGUCAAUUAGCAAUUUUUUAAUUUUUUGUGCUUUGGUUUUUACGAAAUUUUACAUUUUGGUUUCCACGCGAUAAAUAAACUUCUGUAAAGUACAUUGACAAUGGCGACAUCAAAAACUACCAAUACAUAUAAUAGACAAAACUGGGAAGAUGCAGACUUUCCAGUACUUUGCCAAACAUGUUUGGGAGACAAUCCAUAUAUAAGAAUGACAAAAGAAAAAUAUGGCAAAGAAUGUAAAAUUUGCUCCCGACCCUUCACAGUAUUUAGAUGGUGCCCAGGAGCUAGGAUGCGUUUUAAGAAAACUGAAGUGUGUCAGACUUGCAGUAAAUUAAAAAAUGUUUGUCAAACUUGUUUAUUAGAUUUAGAGUAUGGUUUACCUAUUCAAGUGCGUGACGCAGCUUUAAAGAUGAAAGAUGAUCUUCCAAAAAGUGAUGUAAAUAAAGAAUAUUAUAUACAAAACAUGGAAAGAGAGUUGGCAAGAUCAGAUCCAGGUACAGUGAAUAGUAAACUGAAUGAACCAAAUGAUCUUUUAAUGAGACUAGCACGUACCGCGCCGUACUAUAAGAGAAAUAGACCCCAUGUGUGCUCGUUUUGGGUUAAAGGGGAAUGUCGAAGAGGAGAAGAGUGUCCUUAUCGUCACGAGAAACCAACUGAUCCAGAUGAUCCUCUAGCAGACCAAAACAUUAAAGAUCGUUACUAUGGAGUUAAUGAUCCCGUAGCAGAUAAGUUGUUGAAAAGAGCUGCGGCAAUGCCCGCAUUACCACCUCCUGAUGACAAAACUAUUACUACAUUGUAUAUUGGCAAUUUGGGAAACCUUACUGAACAGGAUAUAAGGGAUCAUUUCUAUCAGUACGGAGAAAUCCGUUCCAUAAGUCUUGUUCCAAAACAACAAUGUGCUUUUGUACAGUACACCACGAGAGCUGCUGCUGAGUCUGCAGCUGAAAAAACUUUCAACAAACUCAUACUUGGAGGUCGAAGGCUUACAAUUAAAUGGGGCCGGUCUCAAGGCCGCACCGGGCCUAGUAUUAGUCACCACCCAGAAAAUUACGAACCAGUUCCAGGCCUACCACCUGCAAUUCCAGAACUGAGUAACAACUUCUUUAAUUUAGAACCUGGGCAUAUACCUUUACCCAACAUGCCGCCUCCUCCAUCACUCAUGGUUCCUCCGAUGUUUGGACCUCCGCCUAUUCCUCCGUUUUUCUUCAAUCCACCUCAAUUGCCUCCUUUUGCUGCCCCACCUGCAGCUGUUAAUACUAGUACGAGUACAGCUACUAGUGAAACAACGAAAACUGCAGUACAUUAUCCAAGUCAGGACCCGUCUAGGUUGGGUGCUACUCAGCUGCAUGCCGAUAGACAAGAAUAGCAUUAAGUUAAAACUUUUUCAAUUUCAAUAUUCCAUAAUUUUUUUUUACUUAUUUUUCAGAGCUGUAAUUAUCUC